Aedes aegypti (yellow fever mosquito) is the source of this 4755-nucleotide messenger RNA. RefSeq lists its product as uncharacterized. The record is from RefSeq and is a predicted model, not a curated record. Lineage: Eukaryota; Metazoa; Arthropoda; Insecta; Diptera; Culicidae. Gene Ontology annotation, cellular component: nucleus. Gene Ontology annotation, biological process: regulation of transcription by RNA polymerase II. Gene Ontology annotation, molecular function: RNA polymerase II transcription regulatory region sequence-specific DNA binding; protein binding. The transcript has 6 exons. The coding region runs from base 426 to 4601 and encodes 1391 amino acids.
CGGUUCGAUCGCCAGCCAACAACCAACCAACCAAACCAGAGAUAUUCCGUGAGCGUGAGUUUUGGGGUGGUGGACACUACUGUGUGUGGGUUCCGAGCCGUCAGUACUGCUGCUGCUGGCAAACACUCUCGGCUCUCGCUGUCCUCAGCCAAAGACGAAGACCAAAAUCUGGAACCAGAGCACACACCAAGAAUACAACAUCCCUGGAUCUUCUCUCUUCUUUCUGGUUAUCUCUUCGUGGACAUCAUCAUCAUCGUCUGCGCGAAUCUCGUCGAUUUCCUUUGCACCUUUGAUCGUGACUGACUGGGCCCCGGAACGGAACGGAACCAAAUCUCGAACACGAACCACCGACCUGCAAAAAACAUAACGUAUCGCCAUUCCACGGAAUCUGCCGUCGAUCGACCUGGCUGCUGGGUUGACUCAUCAUGAUCCUAGUAUGCAGCAUCUGUGGAGCAUCGCAUUACACCCAAAAUUGUCCAGAAUAUGCCAAGGGAGAUCAUAUUGAAGAUAAGCCCUCGCUUAACCUCUCAAGGUCAUCGGUUCCCAAUGGGCUGCUGAUAAUGGACGCGGCCGACGGAAGCAGCUGCGUCGUGACGUCACAGAAGUUCGCCAAAGGAACACGAUUUGGACCGCUGUUGGCGCAGAAGUCCUACGCACCGAUCAAGAACCUCCCCUUUCCGUUGGUGCUGUUCUCCACGCCGUACUACUAUGGGGGCGAUCUGGACUACGAUCUGCAAACCCUGUUCAACGGACGGAAUGUGUAUCUGGACACGCGGAACAGCACCAAGUGCAACUGGAUGAUCCAUGUCAGCUUGGCGAGGUUUUCCAACGAGCAGAACCUGAUUUGCUACCAGGAAAACGAUGAAAUCUACUACACAGCCAUCAAGGACAUCGAACUGGGCGACAUUCUGCGGGUUUGGUACUCCCGCAGCUAUGCAGCGAAAAUCGGCGCCACCCUGCUGGAACCCAGUCCGUACGACAUCUGCAACAACAUCCUGCGGUCGGUCAGCCUCGACUACGGGCUCAAUUUGGAUCAGAAUCAAAACUACGUCGACGUAGGGUUCCCAUCGACAUCGGCUUCCGCCACGUGCUCCAGUUCCACUCAAUCGAGCAUGAUGAUUGGUGGAGGAAGCGACGUGAAUAACAAUACAAAUCACCUUACCAGUGGCGGGAAUGAGAUGGUAACUUCUGGUGAUUUGAGUUACGAUAAGAUAUCCUUGCCGCCGAUCGACAGUUUGAUGAAAACCGGAUCACCAAAGUAUCAGUCCGGUCAUUAUCACAUGUUCGAAUUCGACCUGCUUUCAUCGGGACAUGGAACCAUGCAGCAGCACCACCAGCAGGCCUGUGACGAUUUCGGUCACUUCAACGCACCUCCGGCGGCGACCAUCACUCAGCAAAUGCACCACUCUAGUCAGCACCACGUUGCACCGGAACUGGCCCAACAGCACCAACCGAUGGCACACCAUCAGCCCCCACCGCAGCAGCAACAGAUGGUUCAGCACAACCCAUAUGGAAGCUAUCAGGCGCUUCCGGAUGAUACGCUCACCCCGGCGGAUCUGAUAAACAUUUCGCUAGGGGCCAGCGACAUGAACAUCACCUUCGACUCGUUCGAGACGAGUAACCUGCUCGGUUACGACGGGGGCAGCAGCAGCGGCAGCAAUCUGGGCGAUUCCGGAAUCGGCAGUGUGGGUUUCUGUGGCGCGGGGCAAGGCAUGGAUGGGAAGCUUCAUAGUCGGUACUCGUCUUCCACGGACUCGUUGGCCACGCUGAAUGACUCGCUGGGUAUGGUUCCCCCUCAGCCGACGGCCACACCUAACCCCGGAUUGACCACGGCGGCGGAUCCUGACGCCGACAAGAAGUAUCCGUGCGAGAUCUGCUUGCGCAAGUACAUGACCAAGUCCAACCUGGACAAGCACAUGCGGAAGCACAAUCUGUUUCUGUGCGUGUUCUGUAUGAAGCUCUUCCAGUUGGCGGAGGAACUGAAGGAUCACGAGUGUACCGAGCGCAAAUCGAAAACGGCGUAUCUCCAUUGUCCAAAGUGUUUGAAGGUUCUCUCGAACUCGUGGUCGCUCCAGCGCCACAUGAAAAUUCACAAGGACCCAAACGAGAGUGUCCUGAUGAGCAGCAUGGAGGAAUCCUCCGACAAGCUUCUGAUGGAACCCAAGGAGGAGACGGUUUUUGGAGACGAGAUUGAGCCUACUGCUUUGGAUGGGUUAAAAGCGAGCAUGGAUCCGUUGGAGGGUGGCAGCGGAGAUGGAAUGAUGAUGGUGGAUGAAGUGUCGGAUAUGAUGCCGGAACCGGAUGCAAUCCGGGACCAGGAUAUGGAACUGGAACCGGAGUUUGAAUCAAUUCCGCAGCCAACCGUUGUGGCGGUGCCCAGCUUGACAACGAUGCCGAUUACGAAUACCAGUUCCAGUCAGGACAUGAUCACGGAUGUUCAGGCCCCCAAUGGCAAACAGCUGUACAAGUGCAUUGUGUGCGCCAAGCUGUUCAAGAACCCAAAUGCCUUGGAGAAGCAUUUGAGGAAGGUUCACACCGUUUAUACCGUUUCGAAUGACUACAAAACCGAGAAGAAAGUUAUGACGCAAAUCAAUCAGAAGAAGACUUCCCCCAUUAAACCGGCAAUCGCCAAGGCACUGGCCACUAAGUUGACCCAGAAGAGCAAGAAAAUGGAGGCCGCGGCAGCUAAUGGAGGGGAGCCAACAACGGCCACUCCCAGUGUUAUAGUCACGCCGGAACAACCCGUUCAUGUGCCACGACAAUACAACAAGAAGAAACAUCUGAAUAAGAUGACCAUGUCUCCAAAUGCGUCCAGUGGUAUGCAAGUGGCCGUUCCUUCCGGAGCACCGGCCAUCAUCACCAACAACAGUCCGGGGUCAACCACCGGAACUACCCCCAACAAGUCUCAUAGCAUCAUCAUCAUAUCCAACCUCGAGUUGACCAACAAUAACCUGAUCGAUACUAGUCAACUAUUUCUUAACCAAAACACCAACGCUCUAGGCAAUAAGAUAGAUCUUAAAGUAUUAAACUCAACCGACAAGUUACCAAAGCUCGUGCCCAUCUCGAAUCACCACCAGCAGCAACAACAGCCCGCAUCGACGAUUCUUCCCACAUCCGGCAAUACGAUUCCUUCGCUUCAUCAUCCGACCACCGCCAAUCUGGAUGGGCUCAACACCAUCAUCGAAGAGCCCAACCACAUGAUGGCGGCCGAACCUACAGGCGAAGCACAACUCCUUACGCUGUCCCCGAUCAAAAUCGGCAACGGCAGCGUGGAGUCGCAACAGCUCAUCCCCGAUCGGACACCGGACUCCGUCAACAACGGUUUCCUAAGCGCGGAGGAACUAUCCGUGGACGCUAACGAUGCCAACAGCGCCACCAAUAGCAGUGGUGGCCCGCAGUGCUUUGAUGGCGAUAGCGAUAACAGCUCGCAGCAACUAACCCCGAUUGGCAGCGGAGGAGGCGGCAACAGCAGCUCCAGCUACCCGUGUGAGGAGUGCGAUAGGGUUUUCCCGAAGAACUAUCAGCUGAAGCGCCACAUGGAGAUCCACGACAGUACGUACUACAUGUGUCCCUACUGCGACCGGUCACCGCUGAAGGCGAAAACUUCGGUCCGGAAACAUCUGAAUACGGUCCACCCGGAGCGGGCACCUCCGAAGGAGGAAAUGAACAAGUUCAUCAGCACCCUAGUGGUCAAAGAUGAGAAGAUUCUACAAGAGCUGUUCGUUAAAAACGAGCGCAAAAUCAGGAACAAGUGCGCCAAACAGCAGGCCAAGCAGCUGUUGAAACAACAGCAAGCGCUACAGCUGCAGCAGCAGAAGCAACAGCAGCGGUUGAUGGAGAACAGUGUUGGCGUAUUGGAGCAUCAGCAACAGUCAAAUGGUUCGGUAAGUCACGUGGUUCAUGAGGUGGCGCACCCAGAGGAGAUGCUGACUGCCUACCAAGGCACUCAGCAGAGUCAGACUACGGUAGGUGGCGAGGAGCAGAAUGGGUACCACGGUGUCGAGCAGAUUGCUCGUCAGGAUGAGCAACGGCUUAACGGUGAGGAUGAAAGCACCCUCAAGAGAAGGUCCGAGGAACAGCAGGUAAACCAGGCAGGUCAUGGGGGUGGUCGUAGUUUAGGGGAGGAGAAUAAGAAAAUCAAACUCGUAGAGGGCGCUAGUGUGGGGUCGGAGUUGCGGUAUAUUGCCGCGGCUACCGUCAGUGGCAACGGGGCACUGAAGUACCUGCGUAAGAGAUCACUCGGUGUGGGUGAGGGCAGUAGUAGUACCAGUAGUAGUCAGUCAAUGCCACCCCCGCCCCCAGGGACAAGUACCAGCAGCGGUGCCCCAACCACGAUCGACAGUCAGAUCAUGCUGGACAAUCUGUUCGACAACAUCUCGAUCGAGAACUACGAGUUCGAUGACAAUAGCUCGAUCCAGCCGUACAACUUGAUCGACGAGCGGUUCAAGACGUCGUUCGAUCAGAUCCAGGAGAAAUUGGACGCCGAGCUGUCCUUCGACGAGGAACAGCUCAAGUGGCAAAACAAUCUGAUGGCGAACGAUUCGUCCAACGAGAUUGGCGACAAGCUGCUGAAUGUCGAGGAGAACAUUAUGUUAAUAUAGGGAAGAGAUGCAGGCAGAGACUGAUGCAUGGUUAGAAGUUCUGGCUGCUCUAAUUUUUAAUCGACGUCAAUUAUGGUAAACAUCGUCCUCCCAAAGUUUGGAAUGAUUUAGAAAAAAAAAAUUGGCUGUGCACAUGCCAUUUGAAGUUUAUAUG